GUUUUCCUUAGGAGAUGCUCGCAGGCCACUCCAUGAAACUGCAAUACUGGUGGAAGACAUCGUCCACACUCAGCUGAUAAAUUUGUUGCAGCAAGCAGCUGAAGUUUCUCAGCUGCGAGGAGCUCGAGUCAUCUCUGCCGAAGAUCUCCUGUUCUUAAUGCGCAAAGAUAAGAAGAAGCUUAGAAGGCUACUUAAAUACAUGUUUUUUCGAGACUACAAGUCUAAAAUUGUCAAAGGAAUAGAAGAAGAUGACCUCCUUGAAGAUAAAUUCAACAGUAAUAACACCAACAAACGGCAGAAGCUUGCUCAAGACUUUCUCAACUCCAUUGACCAGACUGGAGAGCUCUUAGCCAUGUUUGAAGAUGAUGAGAUUGAUGAUGUCAAACAAGAGCGGAUGGAGAGAGCAGAAAGACAAACACGAAUGAUGGACUCGGUCCAGUAUGCAGAAUUCUGUGAAAGUCGGCAACUGAGUUUUUCAAAGAAAGCAUCCAAGUUUCGUGACUGGUUGGACUGUAGCAGUAUGGAAAUAAAGCCAAAUGCAGUUGCAAUGGAGAUUUUGGCAUAUUUAGCAUAUGAGACCGUGGCACAGUUGGUGGACUUGGCCCUUUUGGUUAAGCAGGACAUGGCUCCCAAAGCUGGUGACCCCUUCAGUCAUGCCAUAUCUGCCACCUUCAUACAGUAUCACAACUCUACUGAGCCACAUCUCUUAGGGCAAUCUACGAGUGUGAAGACCAGUCUUGACUCUCCUGAAAACACACCACCUCCUACACCCACCCCCCCAGCAGGACAGCAACAUCUGGGGAAAACCCCAUCAGGAGCCCUGGGGAAUGGUGGAAUUGGACAGGACUCUACCAAAUCCAAACAAAGGAAAAGAAAAAAGAGCACUGCAGCCUGUGGUAUAGAGGCUCAAAGCGAUGCCAUCCAGCCCAGCCACAUCAGAGAGGCCAUUCGACGCUAUGGCCACAAGAUUGGCCCCCUUUCCCCAUUCACAGUACGUAAUAACAGAGUUAUAAAAAGUUAUAUUUAUAAUCUUAAAGAACUUUGA
Charadrius vociferus (killdeer) is the source of this 1045-nucleotide messenger RNA. It is a transcript of the gene SUPT3H, whose product is annotated as suppressor of Ty 3 homolog (S. cerevisiae). Gene Ontology annotation, biological process: transcription by RNA polymerase II. The record is from RefSeq and is a predicted model, not a curated record. The transcript has 9 exons. Gene Ontology annotation, molecular function: transcription coactivator activity; protein heterodimerization activity. Lineage: Eukaryota; Metazoa; Chordata; Aves; Charadriiformes; Charadriidae. The annotation marks the transcript as partial.